This is a messenger RNA of Labrus bergylta (ballan wrasse), 349 nucleotides long. Lineage: Eukaryota; Metazoa; Chordata; Actinopteri; Labriformes; Labridae. The record is from RefSeq and is a predicted model, not a curated record.
CCUGGAAAGCAGCAUGCGCCUGAAGCCUCAUGAAGCACAGAGUUUCCGCAAGAAAGCGCUGUGGGUGUCCUGGGUGUCCAUAGUGGUCACCAUCGUCCUGGCCAUCGUUGCUUUCACUGUUUCCUUCAUGCGUCACAGUGCUUCAGCUUUUGGAUUUGCCUUUGAUGCCAUGCUGGACGUCUUGUCCUCCAUCAUUGUGGUGUGGCGAUACAGCAACGCCGCAGCGGUUCACUCAGCACACCGUGAAUACAUAGCCUGUGUUAUUCUGGGCGUGGUUUUUAUCCUGUCCUCCUUUUGCAUCAUGGGUAAAGCCAUCCAUGACCUGGCCACCAAGCUGCUACCUGAAGUG